CACUACAGCUGAAACUUCAAAAUGGCUGCUGCAGACAAAAAUUUUAUUGGUUUACUAAAUGGCUUAGCAAGGAGAACGUAUUUUGCGGAAGAAGACAUAACAAAUGAUUUUUUAAAGCAAGAACUCUUUCCAGACUUAUCGCAGGAGGAAUUCGAUGCCUUGCUAAAGAAAUGCGAUGGUUUAAUGAAAAAUAUUGUAGCAGCCGAUAUGGAUUCUAAUCAAUUGGAGGCUUUCUUGACCUCACAGACAAAGAAGCGACAAGGUGCGAUCACUGAUGGUCAAUCUGCUGCAAUUGUGAAGUUCUGGAAGUCCCAAAAGAGCAAAAUUCAUGAUGUAUUAGUGGACAAAAGCCGAUGGAACGAUAAACUAAAAGACCUAAGUUGGAGAAUAGAUUUUAAAAGUCAGGCCAGACAUGUCAGUCAGUUGAAUACUCCUGUUGCUAUCGUGGAAAUGAAAUUUCAAAAUCCUAGAAAUGAAGAGGAUAUUAACACAAUGCAUUUUGAAAUGGAUGAAAAGCAAUUGACAAAUGUGAUACAAAGCAUUGAAGAUAUUGAGAAGCUUAUUGAGGUUUAUGGAAAAUGAGAAGUUCUGAUUUAUAAGCAG
Dendronephthya gigantea is the source of this 603-nucleotide messenger RNA. RefSeq names its product COMM domain-containing protein 1-like. Gene Ontology annotation, biological process: positive regulation of protein ubiquitination; copper ion homeostasis; negative regulation of sodium ion transmembrane transport. Gene Ontology annotation, cellular component: endosome. The record is from RefSeq and is a predicted model, not a curated record. NCBI's taxonomy places the organism in Eukaryota, Metazoa, Cnidaria, Anthozoa, Malacalcyonacea, Nephtheidae. The coding region runs from base 22 to 582 and encodes 186 amino acids. The transcript is spliced from 2 exons.